Messenger RNA from Striga hermonthica, 1371 nucleotides. Lineage: Eukaryota; Viridiplantae; Streptophyta; Magnoliopsida; Lamiales; Orobanchaceae. The record is from the annotation of a GenBank genome assembly.
AUGGAUAUCCAAAUUAGGUUGGAAAAUGGGAAUGGGGUCCCCAGACUGGGCCCGUACGACUCGCUCCCCAGCUUUCGCGACGUCCCGAAUUCUGAGAAGCAGAACUUAUUCCUUAAAAAGCUGAACAUUUGCUGCGUUGUGUUUGAUUUCACAGACCCCACCGCAAAUCUCAAGGAAAAGGACAUCAAGCGGCAGACCCUGGUCGAGCUCGUGGACUACGCAGCCUCAGCCAAUGGGAAAUUCACGGAGACCGCAAUGCAAGAGAUUGCGCGCAUGGUGUCCGCAAACCUGUUUCGCACGUCUCAUGCCCUUGCGCGUGAGAGCAGGGCCUUUGAGGCCUUCGACCUGGAGGAGGAGGAGCCGCUGAUGGACCCCGCUUGGUCCCACCUGCAGGUCGUUUACGAGCUCCUUCUCCGGUUUGUGGCCUCCCCCGAGACGGAUGCCAAGCUGGCGAAGCGGUAUGUGGACCACUCGUUCGUGCUCCGGCUGCUCGACCUCUUCGACUCGGAGGACCCCAGGGAGCGGGACUACCUCAAGACCGUGCUUCACCGCAUAUAUGGUAAGUUCAUGGUCCAUCGCCCCUACAUCAGGAAAGCCAUCAACAACAUUUUCUACCGAUUCAUAUUUGAGACGGAAAAGCACAAUGGGAUAGCCGAGCUCUUGGAGAUCCUGGGGAGUAUAAUAAAUGGAUUUGCAUUGCCCCUGAAGGAGGAACACAAGCUGUUUCUAGUACGGGCGCUUAUCCCGCUCCACAAGCCUAAAAGCAUACCAGCUUACCACCAGCAGCUCUCUUACUGUGUGACCCAGUUUGUGGAGAAAGACUGCAAGCUGGCAGAUACUGUCAUCAGGGGUCUGCUUAAGUAUUGGCCGGUCACUAAUAGUUCGAAGGAGGUGAUGUUCCUGGGGGAGUUGGAGGAGGUAUUGGAGGCGACCCAACCACCCGAGUUCCAGCGGUGCAUGGUGCCUUUGUUCCGGAGGAUCAGUCGAUGCCUCAGCAGCUCGCAUUUUCAGGUGGCAGAGAGGGCCCUCUUCUUAUGGAACAACGACCACAUCGAGAACCUCAUCAAACAAAACCGUAAGGUCAUACUCCCAAUCAUCUUCCCCUCACUAGAGAAAAACGCACAGGCCCACUGGAAUCAGGCCGUCCAGAGUCUGACCCUUAAUGUCCGCAAGAUAUUCUCCGACGUGGACCCUGACCUAUUACAAGACUGCCUACUCAAAUUUCAAGAAGAUGAAGCCCAAGAACAGGAAAUCAAGGCCAAACGAGACUCCACCUGGAAACACCUCGAGGAAAUAGCCACGGCCAAAGCUGCCAGCAAUGAGCCAGUUCUUGUGCCCUUAAGGACGAGUACUAAAGUGCCAUCUGGGUAA